AUGUCUUCCUUCUUCCUUCCCGACAUCGACGACCCAUUGCUGCCGGAUCCCCACACCACCGGCACCCCCUCAUCUCCUUAUACAACCUCCGACCAUCGCCUGCUCACUAGAUCGUCGGAAACGCCUCCAACUUCCCCACUCGAUUCUGUGGACAGAUUUGGGGAUUCAAAUCCCAAGGCUGGGAAGAAAGCUCUCAAGGGUACCCAUCUUGAAGGUGAUAGACUCGAGAAGAUGAAACUUGAAUUUGGAAUUGCUGGGGAAGUUUACGAGUGUUCGGGAGAAUUAUGGGUUUAUGGUAGACUAUCAGUUGCAGGGGAAUGGAGUGAAUUAUCAUAUUAUAGGAAGGCUAAAGAUAUUGCAGAGGCUGCGCUUUAUCUUGCAAGUGAUGAAUCAAGAUAUGACUUCUCUGUUUCUUUGUCUGGUAAAGUCCCUCUGACGUAUUCAUGGUAUGGAACCCGUUCCCACCCUUCAGAGUUAACUGCUGGAGUCUAUAACACAGUAAAUAGAGACGGUUAUGAGGCAAUUGCUGAAACUUUCUCGAGAAAUUCGUGCAAUAUUAUACUUCCUAGAAUGGACCUAUCGGAUGAUCACCAGCCAAAUGAAUCCCGGUCGAGCCCAGAAUUAUUGCUUGCUCAAAUAACAGCGUCUUGCAGAAAGCACGGAGUCGAAGUCUCGGGCCAAAACUCUCUGGUUUCAGGUGGUCCUAAAGCUAUCAAACAAAUAAAAAAGAACUUGUUAGGUGAAAAUGCAGUCGACUUGUUUACGUAUCAAAGAAUGGGAGCUUAUUUCUUUUCUCCUGAUCAUUUCCCUUCGUUUACUCAAUUCGUCCAGAACUUGAAACAGUUAAAUCUGCACUCGGAUGAUUUGCCACUGAAAGAUGACGAAACUGCCGACUCCCUCCCUGAUAUGAAUCUCCACAAGCAAGUUGCUUAA
Fraxinus pennsylvanica is the source of this 933-nucleotide messenger RNA. NCBI's taxonomy places the organism in Eukaryota, Viridiplantae, Streptophyta, Magnoliopsida, Lamiales, Oleaceae. The record is from the annotation of a GenBank genome assembly.